Molecule: messenger RNA, 4329 nt
Organism: Danaus plexippus (monarch butterfly)
Lineage: Eukaryota; Metazoa; Arthropoda; Insecta; Lepidoptera; Nymphalidae
Gene: tws
Product: protein phosphatase PP2A 55 kDa regulatory subunit
Exons: 12
Coding region: 195-1688 (497 amino acids)
Biological process (GO): peptidyl-serine dephosphorylation
Cellular component (GO): cytosol; protein phosphatase type 2A complex
Molecular function (GO): protein binding; protein phosphatase regulator activity
Source: RefSeq, a predicted model, not a curated record
GUACAAUGUUUAGUGUUUACAUGCACUUAGUUAUGACAUUCGUCGUGAAAGCACGCCGCGUACUGUUUGUGAACUCUGUUUGAAAUGUGUGUUUGAAAUAUACGUCGGCUUACUUUUUUUUUUGUGACUUUCUGCUUUGAAUUCCGAUUAGUGAUUAUUGGUACGCCAUACUGUGUCUAUGUCAUGGUGUAAUUAUGGCGACUACAGCCAUGGUGGUGUCUCCGUUAGCGUCUCAACCUUCACCAAAAAAUAAACGCCGUCUCUUCGCUGAAGCGAGACAAAACAGCUUACAAAAACUAAGCGUUAUAUUCGAUCACGGGAAUAAAAAUGGCAAUGGUGGUGAAACUACAUGGUGUUUUAGUCAGGUGAAGGGUACUCUGGAAGACGAUGUCACCGAGGCCGACCUGAUCUCAUGUGUGGAGUUCAAUCAUGAUGGAGAGCUUCUAGCUACGGGGGAUAAAGGUGGCAGAGUUGUCAUAUUUCAAAGAGACCCAGCAUCUAAGCAAUGUGUGCCCAAAAAAGGUGAAUACAAUGUGUAUUCAACGUUCCAAUCCCACGAGCCAGAGUUUGAUUAUCUCAAGUCCUUAGAAAUAGAAGAAAAAAUUAAUAAAAUAAGAUGGCUGAAGAGAAAGAAUCAGGCGCACUUCCUAUUGUCAACAAACGACAAAACUAUCAAGCUGUGGAAGGUAUCAGAGCGUGACAAGCGAGUGACUGGUUACAACACGCGUGAAGAAGGAGGCCGGCCGAGGGAUCCGGCUAGGGUCACCUCACUCAGGGUACCCACGGUCAGGCCAGCGGAUCUCAUGGUGGAGGCUUCGCCUAGGAGGAUAUUCGCUAACGCGCACACAUACCACAUUAAUUCAAUAUCACUGAACUCGGAUCAGGAGACAUACUUGUCAGCUGAUGACCUCCGGAUCAACCUGUGGCACCUGGAGAUCACGGACCAGAGCUUCAACAUAGUGGACAUAAAGCCUGCUAAUAUGGAGGAACUCACCGAGGUUAUAACCGCAGCGGAGUUCCAUCCAACUGAAUGCAAUCUCUUUGUAUAUUCUAGUAGUAAGGGUACAAUAAGGCUGUGCGACAUGCGAGCGGCGGCGCUGUGCGAUCGUCACGCCAAGCUGUUUGAAGAGGAGGAGGAUCCACACGCCAGGUCUUUCUUCUCGGAGAUCAUAUCAUCUAUAAGUGAUGUUAAGCUCAGCAAUUCUGGCAGAUACAUGAUGUCUAGAGACUAUUUAGGUUUAAAAGUAUGGGAUCUUAGAAUGGAGACGAAACCAGUAGAAACAUAUCCAGUGCAUGAGUAUCUACGAUCAAAACUUUGCUCACUGUACGAAAAUGACUGCAUCUUUGACAAGUUCGAGUGCUGUUGGAGCGGGGACGACCAGAGGCUCAUGACUGGCUCAUACAACGGCUUCUUUAGGAUAUUCGAGCGCGGUUGCGGCGCGGGCGCGGCGUCCGCUCGGCGCGGUGAGCUCACACUGGAAGCGUCACGUGACGCGGCCGCCACCAGACCGAGGCAGCCGCUCCGGGCGAGACGGGUAGCGGCCACCGCCAAGAGGAAGAAGGACGAGAUAAGCGUAGACUGUUUGGACUUCAAUAAGAAAAUAUUACAUACGGCGUGGCAUCCGCACGAGAGCAUCAUAGCCGUGGCGGCGACAAACAAUCUUUUUAUAUUCCAAGACAAAUUCUAGCGGAACUUAAUGUAGGCCGGGGCGAGGGGACACCGCACGAGCACGACACGACUUGUCGUAUGUUAUAAAAGACUACGUCGGUUAUAUUACACGCGUUACUGAGUGAUACGACCUAGUUGCUUUACACCAUACGGCUAGUGUCGCGUAAAGAUAUCAACCUACUGCCAUUUGUUUGACCAUAACUAAACUAUCAAAAGUAUUUGUUGUAUAAAAAAAAGUAACAAGGAAUUGCUAAUUAAUAAUAUUGUUUAACAGAGCACUAUCGGGAUAAGAAUUGUUGAAAUAUUUUGGCAGAAUGUAUUGUUUUAGUGCCCAUUUCAUGAUAUGAUAAUUAAAAGUUGUGACAAAUGAUAAAAUAAGCUUUGUAUUAUAUGAAACGUGAACAUUGUAAUGUUGAUUAUUACAACAGAAAUAUUCCAUUAGAAUAAAUAUAUAGUUAUAGAUGAAAUGUACUGAAAAUAGUCCAAGAAGUAUAUCAGACACGAAUACGUCCUCCUCGCCCUAGGCUAAAUGAUAUUGAGAUAUGUGAAUAAUCAAUAUGACGUUGUCUCAAACGAUAUUUUUCAACAUCACAUUGUUACUGAGCUGCCUCGGAACACGUUUGUAUGGUUGUUUAUACCACCGUUCAUACCAAAUAUACAUCCACUAAUCCAAGACCACAGAGAGCUCAACGGGAUCGCCGCGCCUCGGGACAUUCACAGCAGUCAUACAACGUGUUAUGCUACAUAAGUUAACAUACGCUUGAAACACUUAACUUUGUAAGCGUUAAUUAUUUAUUUUGUGAGAAUUUUUCUUAAGUGACCAUGAGAUUAGAUAGAUUCUAACAACAGACGCACUGGGAGUCCAAAAAAGAUUGUGUUAUUUGGGUCUGUUACAACACAGCCACGGUGAUGUCGUCGGUUAAGUCACCAGCUCCGCCGUUAUCGUUUUUUAACCAGAAUGUCUAAGAAAAAAACGAAUAAAUGGUGUAUAAGUGAAUCGGAUAAAGUAUACGUAAUCGCAACGCCUGUUUCGGGUUAAUUUUUAACUUUACCCCGUGCCUUAAUGAACAGUGUUCUUUGUUAAUCGUCUCUUUUUUUUUUUAUUUAUUAUGUAUUUUUUUUUUGUGAUUGUUUUUUUUUAUUACUCCUCCUGGUUACCCACAGUUGUGAUUCUGCCCUCAGUUUGAAAUUCAAUAAAAAGGUUUUUAAAGUCAAAUCAGUGUUGCCAGAUUUUGUAUUGAAUUCUGAUUUGUAUAUAAAUUGUAUUGCAACUGGCAUGUUUUAUGUAGUGGGCUGUGAUCGUGUGCUUUACGUGUGUGAUAGAGGACCGUACAGAUAACGAAAAUAUACGAGGGCAGAAAGGUUAAUGGUCUACAGAGAACUUUAUUUGUAUUGUUAAUUAAAAAGGCCGUUAUCAAAAAGGUUUUAUAUGUCAGUCAAAAAUAGAAGGUAUAAUUGUUGAAACUAACAUCCAAUAGGAUCUGUGGCGGCCGUUAGUAUAUAUGAAGAUGAAGACAAUUCGGCAUACAAUACUUAAAGUACAUAAUACCGUUUUGUGAUUUUUAGUUAUUCAAUAUAUUUGUAAGGAAGCUUGGUUAAUGUAAAUAAUGCUAUGGCCUGAACAAUAUAAGUAUAGGAUACAGUCACAACAUUGUAUAGAUAUUGUAAAGCUUGGUGAAAUUAUGUCUCAGAUUAUUGAAAUAGAAUUUUGUAAGAAUUUUUAAACGUGUUGUGUAAAAAAAAAAGGUAAAAUCUGGACGUAUGUUUGUUUUAAUGACGUAAUCGAUUUGUAGUGUUGACGGAGCUAUGCACUUGUUUCACAGCGGAUGUUAGUAAUAAAAAUCGUAUUUGGUCGGCAUCGAAUCCAAACGGUAGCAGUCGAGCGUCACUUCCAUUUGUUUGUGAGUUAAACUAAUUUUAUGUCCGUUUAUUUUAAGUUACUUUGUUUCUUACACACGGGGGCCGGUCAAUUCCUCACGCGUCCUAGUGUAAGUGAUCACAAACGCAGUCGGCUGAUAGGUAUUAGUGAUAAAUGUGUGAUAUUUAUCGGAAGUUUAAUGAAAAAAAAAAUAUUGCCUUCGCAGCUAAGUCUUGCUUUGAAAGCAACACGGAAUUGACUAAGACCCCCCCAUGUAAAAAUGAGCUCUGUAGUAUACAGGUGAGCCGUGGAUGAAUGAACGUAUGAAUAAUUUAAAUUUAAGUCUAGUUUAUAGUUAGGCGAAAAAAACUGUGAACGCAAAACAGUGAAUAAAUAAAAAAAAUCUAGUUUUUUUUUUCUUUUCUGCGUCGAGGGAUCAACUGUGUAUGCGUUGUGAUAAAUGAGUUGGGUGACCUCGAGCGAUUGUUGACAACGAAAUCAUUGAAACGUUUGGUCAUCGUGCCUCUGCCUUGUUGUUUUUUUUUUUAUAUGUAUAUACUAUAUUCACUCUUUAUUUAAAACCUCCUUUGGAUUUUUAAUGCUGAUUUUUUAAAAUUAUUAUUAGAUAUCGUUAUUGAAGAUGUAUCAAGAGAUUGAACGAAUUGAAUCGUUAGUAGGAAUAUAUAUUUUUUUAAUUGGUUAUUUGUUAUAUAAAUGUGCCAUUACAAGGCGGAGGCUCGGUCGAGUUGAGUGUUGUUGUUGAAUCCAAAAUAUUUCCUAUAAUAUAAAUUUUUAUAUCUGA